This is a messenger RNA of Leguminivora glycinivorella, 461 nucleotides long. RefSeq lists its product as uncharacterized. The coding region runs from base 61 to 420 and encodes 119 amino acids. Lineage: Eukaryota; Metazoa; Arthropoda; Insecta; Lepidoptera; Tortricidae. The transcript has 3 exons. The record is from RefSeq and is a predicted model, not a curated record.
UAACGGAGUCGGCGUGAAAGGCGCGGUAUUCCCGCCGCCGACGCCGCCGCCGCUGCCGCCAUGUCGCCACUCGCCUGCUCGCUGCUCGUUCUCACCGCGCUGCUCGCCGCUGCCGAAGCAGUCAUGCCGCAACCCGAUUGUACCUCCGCCAAGUUGGGCGAGGUCACAGGUGACGUAACUACAUUUAGUGUAGAUGUUGGUGGUGGCGCCGUCCGAAUUCCUGAUAAAUGCACUAGACCGGGCCGAAAACAAGUGGGGGUGAAAAUCGAGGCUUGCCUUUCGCCAGAAAGCAAACUUAAAAUAAUGCCAGUAUUGCUGACCCCGUCCGAUAUCUCACCGAACUUCUCUCUAUUCAAAAUCGCGGUCGAUAAAAUUGUAGUCAGUGUUGAGCAAUAUGGAGAAAUGGUUACUGCACCAUAAGAAACUGAUUCUUGUCAAUGAAAAAUAUAAUAAAUUAAGAA